UAGAAUAUUAAAAUAGAAGACACUUUAUUUUGUAAGAUUGAAUAUAACUAAUAUUCAAAAAAAUAAAAAAUAAAAUAAAAUAAAACUGCCAACCAUCAACAUAAGAGACGUGAAAAAACUUCAAAUAUAGUAGAUAUUCUGAUUUCAUAAGCAAUGGAGUACCCAUCCAACAUUAACACAUCUAACCAUCCCUCAUUUGCGGGCAUGGAAAACCAUUGGCCGCAAAGAACUGCAUGCAUAUACAAACGGCUUUGUUAAAAUAAGCACGUAAAUAAGUAUUUCCAAAUGAAAAAUAUCUCUCUUUUCUCUGCCUUUCUUUAAAAUAACCCUUUCUAUACUCUUUCUCAUAUGAACGAUUAUUAGCUCAACAAUUCAAAGAUUUGUUAUUAUAUUAAGAUUAUAAUUCUUAUGAUGGUCCAAUAGAAUAUUAAAAUAGAACCCUAAACAUAGCAAAAUAUAUAGACCUGAUGCAUAAGAAAGUUUGUGAAUUGUCUUCAUCUGAUAACAUUUUCUACUUAGGCAUGCUGCAAUAGAUCAAACAUGUAUAUAAACUCCUAUGGGAAUGCAGAUAAUGUUAAAUAAAUAAAUCAUUCCUUAUGAUUUGUGUAUUCAGCGAAACAAGUGUUCAUUGAAGUUGGAUUUUUUUCGACCAAUUACAGUCCGCACGAUGUUUGAUAAAUGCUUCCCUACAAGUUCUGUCAUUUUGCAUAAGCAACAAAAGAAAUUUAUAGACGGGCAUCCAACUAUAUUCUUGACCAAGCCCUAAUAAGGCUUUGUUACAGCUGAUUGUUAACACAAUAAUAGGGUUACGAAAAUAUGAUAAAUUUUCAUUCAUGGAAAAUAUUUCAAACAUGUAUUUCAUCUUAUACUUCAUGAAAAUAAGACAUGAUAAUUCACCAAAAGCAUUAGAGCACUCAGAAAUAGCAGUUUACCUCAUGAGGCACAAAAGUAAAUCACCCUUAUAUCAGAUUUAACCCAUAAAAAGACAGAUCUAAAAGCAAUGGCCGAAUCAUAGCACAAAUGCUUAAACCAGCAAACAAGCAAUAUCGAGCGACCAAGGAAAACGAGCAGCCGAGCCAACGCCGGAAUCCAAUCAUCGCCUUACUAUUCGGCUCUCUUGCGACCUGACCCUGAAGGCGGCUCACGAAAGUGAUGGUUUUAGCGAGAUCGGAGUAAGGCCGGGAGGGUUUGAGCCGGCCGCUUCGUGCGAACUGCGGAGAGUUCAACUCUCUUUGGCACAGCAGAAGUUAGACAAGGAAAGGAAAGAGACGGCGAGCAUGGCGAAGAAGAAAAAGGCAGAGAAAAGGCGAGCAGGGUGAAAACUCGCGAUUCUUAUCGAAGUACCGGGGCUCCCCGAGCUUCAACUUUCUUGGGCACAGCAAAAAAAGUAAGACAAGUAAAGAGAAGGCGAGAAAAAGGUAACCGGGCACGGUCGCUGGUUAAGAGGAGAGCCGGUCGCCUGAGUGCUUCGGACCGAAGAGGGAGAGUUCGCCUGAGGCGGCUAGCGCAUAGCGUGAAAAAAAUUCUCUACCGGUACCGGUUCAGUUCUUUUCAUCACAUCUUGUGUUGGUGGGCAAACCUUCUGGAUCUGGUGUGUGACACUUGUACAGUGGAGCUAAUUUGCCGCCAGCUGAUUUGAUGAAACUUAAUUUAUAAAGGAUAUAAAAGGUGAAGAUCUGAGCCAACUUUACUUCGGAUAUAUGUCCCAAUUAAUUCAGGUACAUUUUGUUUUUUAGGUAAAACAUGCAUCAUAAGGGCCCAUUAUUACUUAUAGUGUCUCUUCCCCUACUCUUCUCUGGCAUCCAUUUUAGUCGCCCGCUUUCUUUUUUGAAGCCUUUUUCGCUCUUAGAGCGAAUGGCUUCUUUACGUCCUGCAAAUCCUUCCAAGUCUGUUGAAAGGAGGCUUUACGAGUUUCUCGAGAAGCCACAGGAGCCUUUCCUUAUGGAUGUCUACCUUUUUGAGAAUGGGUGCUCGGACAGGAUCAUAAGGUCUCACUCUUCACCUUACUGCUGGCCUUUGAAUGCUGCCGGCAAGAGACUUCAAAAGUUUGGCUAUCAUGAGGGCCUUAGGAGGAGAAGUGCAGCUGGCUGCCUCACACGUGCAUGGGUUAAACUUUUCUACAGCAAAGCCAUCAGGAAGGUCUUGCAUUUGGAUCGGAUGUCCACUGCUAAGAAACAUUCCAGCAUUUUUGAUUUCUUCUCGGUUGAGUUGAAAGACCAGCUCAGUCCUGUGUCUGUUCUAGAACUUCAGCAUUCUGAUGAAAGCUCUCCUUUAGAUAAACAAAAUGAAUGUCCAUUGACCUUAAGAAUGGACUCACCAAGGGAAAGCCCCAGAAUUCAUGUCAAAUCACCGUUCUACCAAAAGGCAAAGUUUAGUGACAGGAGAAGGUUUCGGCUCGACUUCUUAACGGAGGCAGAGGAAAGAAAUUGGAGUUUCCAUGGUUGUUUGGACUCAAACAUGUUCGCAGACGCAAUGAAUGAGCCUAGGCUGUCAUGGAGAUGUGAAAAUGGAGAAGUGGCCAACUUGACCCAAACUAUAGCUUCAGAAUCCUCAAGAUUCAGAGCUAAAUUUAUCCAACUUAAGCCUGAGGCAUGGGAGAUUGGGCUUUUCUUAGAAGAAACCAUCUUAGAUGAUCUCAAGGAAGCAGCCAUUUUGGAUAUGCUGAACUCAAAUUUUCACUAGGAUAAAUACAGUCAUUUGUUUUAUGAUUCAUUCUCCUUUUUUUACAUUCUUCCCUUCUGCUACCAACCCAAAAAAGCAAAAAAAUCUCAAAAAAUAACUUUUAAAUAUUCCUUAAAGCAUGACAACAUUCUCUCCUACCUGCAAAAUACACUCCGGGAGUUGUUCUUGUCCAAGGGCUGGUGAAAUUCAUGUGCGGAUUAAUUGUAUGUAAAACCCACUUGUUAGGAAAGUAAGUUGAUGUUGAUAUGAUAGUUGGAAGUAGGCCCGUGUUAUUAGGAAGUUAAGAUUUUCAAAUGCGAUGGCUAUAUUUGGUGUUACAAUUUUAUUUUUAGUGAAACACACGUGAGCUUGUAUUUUUGCAAUAUGGAGUCCUUCUUCUUGUAUUAUAUGAGUCCCCCCCAUGCUCUGAGCUUCAGCACAUGGUCAUGUGGUCCCUUAAAUGAAAUUUGCGGUGGAUUUACCUAAAGCCCAAAGUUACAGCGACGCUUGAUGUGCGGCAAAAUUUGCUUUAGUGGACCACUGGUCCACCGCUAUUGGUGAUAUUUUGGCAAACAUUAUUAAAGGAUUUGAGAAGGAUGUUUCACUUGUCUCAGUGGCUUUGGCUUGUAAUAAUUGGUAGGAAAUUCAUAUAAUCACCUGUCUCAACUU
This is a messenger RNA of Phalaenopsis equestris, 3330 nucleotides long. RefSeq lists its product as uncharacterized. The record is from RefSeq and is a predicted model, not a curated record. NCBI's taxonomy places the organism in Eukaryota, Viridiplantae, Streptophyta, Magnoliopsida, Asparagales, Orchidaceae. The transcript has 3 exons. Bases 1744 to 2682 code for a protein of 312 amino acids.